This is a messenger RNA of Daktulosphaira vitifoliae (grape phylloxera), 2075 nucleotides long. Its product is annotated as TRAF-type zinc finger domain-containing protein 1-like. The coding region runs from base 241 to 1872 and encodes 543 amino acids. The record is from RefSeq and is a predicted model, not a curated record. Lineage: Eukaryota; Metazoa; Arthropoda; Insecta; Hemiptera; Phylloxeridae. The transcript has 10 exons.
UAUUGGUAGAGUGUGCGGCUCCCUUUGACGUAUGUCGAAUUAUGUUAUCAUAGUUUGUCUAAAAUACUACGUUUAAAUUAAAAUAUUUGAAUGUUAGGAUGUUCAAAAAUAAUCUUAAGUUAUUUAAAACUAAGCCUUAGUUUUCAAAAUUAGAUAUUUUAUUCUGUAUUUAUUUUUUUUAACUGAAGAGUAGAAUAUACAUAUAUAUUUGUAUACUCUUACCUUUAUUUUAUUUAAAGAAUGAGUCGAAAUGAAGAAGAAGCAAAUGUUAAAUAUUGUUCGAAUUGUCGAAGAGAUAUUCCAGUUGUUAACUAUGUGAUGCAUUCAGCUUAUUGCUAUCGAAAUUUAAAAUUAUGUCCAAUAUGUGAUGAACCAAUCCUUACAAUCAAACUUGAAGAUCAUUUAAAAACUCUGCAUAUUAAUGUAACUUGUGAUGGCUGUCUUCAAAGACUUCAAGCAAUAGAUCUUGAAUCCCAUAAAAUAAAUCAUUGUUUGAGUCGCCUAAUUACUUGUGAUUAUUGUAACAUACAAACUGAAGCUUCUAAAUUACCUGAACAUAUUGAGAUGUGUAGUAGUCGCACUGAAAAGUGCAAUGAUUGUGGACAAUUUAUUAUGCUUAAAUAUUUAGAAACUCAUAAGAAAAACCAUGAAAUGAAAAUAAUUCCUAAUGUUACAAAACAAAUACUUGAUGAUAGCUCAGAAAGUUUGGCGGCAUAUCCACCAUUAUCAAAAAAAGUGCCAAACACUCAUACAGAAAUGUCUAAUAGGCCUACUUUAAAAUUAAAUGAUCCAAGAUUCAUGACAGUUAAUAGAGUUUCGCCUAUUAAACGUAACAAUGAUCAACCUCAAAUUAAUACACUUAACAAUAAUGAUGACUCUAGAAAAGCAUUUAUAAAAAAAACAAAUCAAUCAAAUGAUGAAGAAUAUUUUAUUUCUGGAAUACUUCAAAAGUCUGAUCAUAACAAACAUGCAAAAAAUAUCAAUUUGAAAAAUGUAAAUAACGUAGAAGACUGUAAUCAUUUUUCUGAUAUGAAUGUGUUGAAAGGUGUUAAACUGCCUUGUGAAUUUUGUCACAAAAUGAUUAACUCAGAAAAUCUAGUCUUACAUGAAACUGGAUGCCGUCCUGAUUUGGCUACAUUUCAUAAUAUUUUACAUUCUAAGAAUAAAAAUGUAAAUAGUAUCAAUGAUAAUUAUCCAAUUCCGCCUUUAGAUUUAGAAAGCAGUAAUGAAAGUGAAAUUAAUUUAAAUAAUCUAAGUCUUAGCUCUGAUGAAGAUGAAAAUGAAAAAAAAAAUGUAGAGAAAUUACCUUGUGAAUUUUGUGAAGAUUUAGUACCACUUGAUAAAUUAAUUGGACAUCAGAUAAUGUGUGAAAAAGUUCAUCUUGAUAUACCUAAAAAGAAAAACUUAGAAAAUUAUAAAAAUUUUCAACAAUUAGAAAAAUCCAGCAAUAAUUUGAAAUCUAAUAAAGAAUUAAAGUGUAAUGUUUUUGAGUCAAAAUCAGUAUUCAGAGAAUCCAAGACAUGCAGUGACUCACAUUUAUUGGACUUUUCUGAUUCUUCUAAUGAAAGUUCAGUCAUUUUAAGACUUCCUAGAGCAAAACUUCAUAAAGAAAUUCAAAAUAAUGUGGUCAUUUCAAAUAACCAUUUGAUUAAUAAUACUUCUGCAAGAAAUAAUUAUGUACAAUUUUUAUCCAAUUCAAGAUUAAAUAAUGUAGAAGUAUCUACAAGAGAAGACUCUUUACUAUGUUUUAAUCCAUCUGGCGGAGCUAUACCUAAGCAAAAAUCUAACAAACAAACAAACAAUCACCAUUUACUAAAUAAUUUUUUUUUUUUAGUUUCUAAAAGAAGAGGUUCUGGAUCAUCUAGUGAUUGAAUUUUUAAUACAUUUUAUAAUUUUGAACAUAUUAAUAUAAGUGAUAUUAAUCGUAUUAUAUAAGAAAAAUAUUUAUCAUAUAUUUUACUACUUAAAAGUUAUUGUUUAUUUUAUGUAGCUUACUUGUCAGCAAGACAAGUAAAAUUAAAACUGAUUUAUAAAUAAUUUAUAUUUUCAUUUUAAUUGAUAAAUCAAUUCAUACA